CACCUUUGGCACCCCACGAACCCUGCGGCGUGGAGUGCGGGGAGGGCGUGGCGGCGCUGGCGCCCAGCCUGCCAGCCGGCGGCGCCUGCCGCGUCUCCGACGUGCUGGCUGCUUUCUACCAUGGCGCUGGGCUGGCGCCGCACGAAGGCGGCAGGCUGCGGCGCUACUUCGCGGCCAGGGCCCAGGUGCCCAGGGGCGAGCUGCGCUGUCGGCUGGUGGCCUUCCUGGCCGGCGCCGCGGCGGCCGACAGCGUGGGAGUGGUCUCCCAGCGCCGCCGCGCGGCAGCCCGGGCUCGGGUGGAGGCCAACAUCGCCAGGAACCCGAGGAUGCCCGCUUCUAGGCAAGUGGAGCUGCGCGAGGAGGCGGAGGGCGAGGCGGAGGCCAUCAUGAGCGAGGUCCUCGCGCUGAGGGGCGACGCGGAGCUGGCCCAGGCGUUCGGCAGCACCUUGUAUCGAUCGCCCGCAUGCUGCACGGCUCAGAUGUGGAGCUGCUCCCCUCUCUCCGCGCCCUCGCGCUCCUCCGCCAGGGGAGGACAGAGUGCACCACCGCGCUCUGUAUAG
Prorocentrum cordatum is the source of this 560-nucleotide messenger RNA. Lineage: Eukaryota; Dinophyceae; Prorocentrales; Prorocentraceae. The record is from the annotation of a GenBank genome assembly.